Thalassophryne amazonica is the source of this 984-nucleotide messenger RNA. RefSeq names its product laminin subunit beta-3-like. Gene Ontology annotation, biological process: basement membrane assembly; cell migration; substrate adhesion-dependent cell spreading. Gene Ontology annotation, molecular function: extracellular matrix structural constituent. The transcript is spliced from 7 exons. Bases 181 to 984 code for a protein of 267 amino acids. Lineage: Eukaryota; Metazoa; Chordata; Actinopteri; Batrachoidiformes; Batrachoididae. The record is from RefSeq and is a predicted model, not a curated record. Gene Ontology annotation, cellular component: laminin trimer.
CACACACUCAGAGUGAACACAGCAGAUUGUGUUUCUGCUUCUUCAGUCUUUCAUUUGUUGAAUAUUAACCGUAAUUAAUAAUCAACUCAUUUUCUUUGACUUGAAUCUCCAGAUCGAUUCCAUCUCUAAUCCAGAACGUUUUAGUCUCUGAUCCAGAUUAUUUCUCUGGGGGAACACAACAUGAGGAUUUUCAUUCUCCUUGCUGCUGUGGUUGCGGUCUCACAAACACAGACGGACUGUUCUCGGGGAGCAUGCUACCCCCCGAGGGGCGACCUGCUGCUGGGCAGAGACCACAGGCUCCAUGCCUCCUCCACCUGUGGACUUCUUGGUUCUGAAAUCUACUGCACCCCGUACCAGCAGCGGAGGAUGAAGUGCUGCCCAUGUGACUCCCGGAAUCCAAAGAGCGACCUGGCCCACACGGUCCAGGAUGUGCUGUCUACUGCUGCACCUGACCGAUGGUGGCAGUCCAAGAAAGAGGUUAGCCCGGUCACGCUGCAGCUUGACCUUGAGGAUCUGUUCCAGCUGGAGAACCUGGUGCUAAACUUCAAGGGACCUCGUCCUAAUGCCUUAGUGAUUGAGAGGACGCUGGAUCAUGGCAGCACUUGGCAGCCGGCCCUGUACCUGGCUGCAGACUGUCAAAAAGCAUUCCCAGGUGUUCGCACAACGCUGCCUCGUGCCCUGGACGAGACGUACUGCAGCACUCUGCCCCCUACUGGCACCAACCCGUACCAAGACUACACAAUGAAGACAAGACACUGCAGGGACAUGUACCGCCCCGUGUUAGAUGAAUACAAGACACUGCGGGACAUGUACCGCCCCGUGUUAGAUGAAGACAAGGCGAUGCAGGGACAUAUGAAGACAAGACACUGCGGGGACAUGUGCCGCCCCGUGUUAGAUGAAUACAAGACACUGCGGGACAUGUACCGCCCCGUCUUAGAUGAAGACAAGGCGAUGCAGGGACAUGUAACGCCGCGUGUCGGAUGA